UUUUGUGCGAGUCCCAUCCAAGCUUCAACAAUCAGACUCUUUCUAAAUUACAAUCAUGGCCCCUCCAUCAACCUUCAAAGCCGCUCUCCUCCAUGAGGGAAGCAGCAACCACACAAUCACUGGGCGCUCACUGGGCGCCCUCGGCGACGAGGAGGUGCAGAUCAAGAUCACCGCCACAGCCAUCAACCCUGUCGACUGGAAGAUCCGAGACACUGGCUUCUUCCUAAAGACGUUCCCGGCGGUCCUGGGGAGCGAUGCCGCUGGCGAAAUCGCGGCCGUGGGUUCCAAGGUAUCGAACUUCGCGGUCGGCGACCGCGUCUUCUUCCAGGGCAUCGUUGGCAACUACGAUGCCAGCACUUUCCAGCAGUAUUGCAAGAUGCCAGCAGCUCUCGUGGCCAAGACGCCCGAUUCCAUCAGUGACGACCAGGCCGCGGGAAUCAGCCUUGCGACGGUUGCAGCCGUGACUGGUCUCUACGACAAGACGGGCCGGGGCCUUGCACCACCCUGGAGCGAUGGUGGUGACCGUGCUGGGAACGGAAAGGCCAUUGUCGUCCUCGGUGGAAGCUCAUCGGUUGGUCAGUAUGUGAUCCAGCUUGCCCGGCUCUCAGGCUACUCGCGCAUUGUAACCAACGCGAGCCUGACGCACGAGGAGCUCUUGAAGAAACUGGGAGCGCACGUUGUCUUGGAUCGAAAGCAGGCAGGCCCGCAGGACUACAUCGCCGCGGUGAAUGGGCUGCCUAUCGAUUUUGUAUAUGAUAGUAUUUCGCUGGCUGAGACCCAGGCCCUGGGAGUCGACAUUCUCCAUGGGGCCAACACCAAGAGCUGCGUCGUGACUGUGCUCGGGGCCGAUGCGGAUGCUCAGUCUCGCGGUGCAUCGAAGGAGCCCAAGGUCGAAGUGCGACAGAUCAUGGGCCUGGGUAGUAAGCCGGAGCUGCGGUACUUGAGCGAGCCUCUCUUUGAGCGUUUAGGCGGCCGUGAUGGAUGGCUGGCAGCUGGGCAGUUCGUUCCCAACCGGCCGGUGGUGGUGGACGGUGGUCUAGAUAGCAUCGACGAGGCACUCGACAAGAACAAGGCUGGUGUUUCUGGUGAGAAGGUGGUAAUUCACCCAUAAGCAAGUACAGACUGUCCGAGUGAGUCUCGAUAGGAAGAAGAUCGCGAUUCAGCAACACUUGAACAGGAAUUGAACUAUGGCGUAUCAUUAUUAAUGAAAUACAUGAUUGAAUGACAACUAGUGAAAUGCAUGUGCAGCUCCCUACUCAGUCUCUAUACAUUUGCUCGCUCCUUCAAAUGAACCAUCAACUUGCGCUUCUCCCACAGU
Messenger RNA from Aspergillus versicolor CBS 583.65, 1318 nucleotides. RefSeq names its product zinc-binding alcohol dehydrogenase family protein. Lineage: Eukaryota; Fungi; Ascomycota; Eurotiomycetes; Eurotiales; Aspergillaceae. The record is from RefSeq and is a predicted model, not a curated record. Gene Ontology annotation, molecular function: oxidoreductase activity, acting on NAD(P)H. The transcript has a single exon. The coding region runs from base 56 to 1111 and encodes 351 amino acids.